UUGUUUCGUUCGUUCGUUUCCUUUAACACAACAAAAACUGAACAGCUUCGUCAAUUAUCAAAGAUUUUGUUGCACUUUAGUUCAUGUCUACUUCUAAAUAGCUGUAUCUCUCAGGAAUAAUAAGUAAAAUUGUAGUACGGUAUUUAACUUACUUGAUAUUUGUUUAGUUCGGCAUGUGUUUGUGUUCCUGAGUACAAUAGGCCUAGUAGCUUCUCUGACCAGGCCUGGACAAGGCCUACUUGAAGUGUACCACUACCACAACGAGGAAGAGAAAAAUAUUGACACCAUGGAGGAAGAGUUUGAGAUUGAGAAAAUUCUUGACAUGAGGGUAAAAGAUGGAAAAACUUAUUAUCUUUGCAAGUGGAAGGGAUAUCCAGAUGAAGAUAGUACAUUUGAGUCAGAGGAAGAUUUACUCUGCCUUGACCUCAUUGAAGAAUUUCUUAAAUCAAGAGAAAAGAGAGAGGUGGUGGAACGAAAAAAUCAUUUAAACACUUGUAAAGAGGCUGAAAAAGAAGAAAACCAAAACGUCAAAGAAAGUAAGAAUGAGGUGCAGAUCCAAGAGAAAAAUAAAGCUAUUGCUGAGGAAAUUGAUGCUAUUUUUGACUACGAAGAUGAGGAGCAGCCAGACCAGGCCGUAGUAUCAGAACCAAAAGAAGAAAUAGGAUCUGUGGAGCCUGCCAACGACGAGGUCAUAGGAAGAUACGCCUCAAUCUCCACUUCAAAGUUUAAAGAUCACCCAUUGAAACCAGAAAUUUUAAGAGCAAUUGUUGACUGUGGUUUUGAGUGGCUGUCCGAAGUGCAACACGAAUGUAUACCUCCAGCAUUGCUUGGAAUGGACAUUUUAUGUCAGGCUGAGUCUGGAGGUAAAACGACUGCUUUUGUGUUGGCAACACUUCAAAAGCUCGAGAACACAUCCGACAACCAUGUCUACGUCCUGGUAAUGUGUCACAGCAAAGAACUGGUAUUCCAGAUCAGCAAAGAGUACGAGCGCUUCUCAAAAUACAUGCCUCAGAUUAAGGUGGGAGGUUUUUCUGGUGAUCAGCCUAUUGAAAAGGACGAGGAAGUUUUGAAAAACAACUGUCCGCAUAUUGUGGUGGGAACUCCUGGACGUAUCCUGGCUUUGGUGCGCAGCAAUACCUUGAACCUGAAACAUGUGGGAUGCUUUGUUCUUGAUGAGUGUGACAAAAUAUUGGAAGUAUUAGACAUGAGGAGAGACGUCCAAGAAAUAUUCAGAGAAACUCCUCAAAGCAAGCAAGUGAUGAUGUUUAGUGCAAAACUCAAAGAGGAGAUCAGGCCUGUCUGCAAAGAAUUUAUGCAAGAUGUAAUCGCCGUAUCAUUUGUUAGUAAUAAAAACGAGAUGGACAUCUUAAAAAGUUUUGGUAUAGACAUACCUGAAUUACCUGAACAUUGACCCCUCAUCCUACAGAAAUGCGGUAAAAGACAAUGACUUAAGAGGA
Molecule: messenger RNA, 1457 nt
Organism: Macrosteles quadrilineatus (aster leafhopper)
Lineage: Eukaryota; Metazoa; Arthropoda; Insecta; Hemiptera; Cicadellidae
Product: spliceosome RNA helicase Ddx39b-like
Exons: 9
Coding region: 287-1411 (374 amino acids)
Biological process (GO): mRNA export from nucleus; mRNA splicing, via spliceosome
Molecular function (GO): RNA binding; RNA helicase activity; ATP binding
Source: RefSeq, a predicted model, not a curated record